This is a messenger RNA of Coregonus clupeaformis (lake whitefish), 1939 nucleotides long. It is a transcript of the gene cfap210, whose product is annotated as cilia and flagella associated protein 210. The coding region runs from base 195 to 1844 and encodes 549 amino acids. NCBI's taxonomy places the organism in Eukaryota, Metazoa, Chordata, Actinopteri, Salmoniformes, Salmonidae. The transcript has 9 exons. The record is from RefSeq and is a predicted model, not a curated record.
UAGGAUACAUUGCAACAAAUGUGUCCAUCGUUACUGGAUACAAUCCUACAGAAAACAUUCCGUCAAAUCCGAAUUUUUACACAACGAAGUUGUAAAACUGUCUAGAGACAACAAGAAAAUUGCCAUGCAACUUUCUGUGUGCUCUGAAUGCUCUUUUUGUUCAUACGAUUGAAACCAAGAUACAUUCAGAACAAAUGACAACUGCGUCUGUUGUCCAGUAUGGUCGAAGGAGUGGGUCCAGCAAAAAAAUGCAAGCAGUUGAGGAAAAAAAUGAAGCAAGGCAACCACCAGAUCUUCGACAAGUCACUGUUUUGCCCAAAGUCGAAUGGCUCCGAAUUCAAGGUAGUUUGAAUCAAGGGAAUAAAUACAACGAGAGUCUAAAGGAGGCGUCCAAACAACGAGAGGCUAUGCACCUGAGGUCCAAGGAGGUGGUGAAAUUCUGGUCUAACACAAUAGCUGGACAAAGACAACAGAAACUGGAGGCAAAGAAGAUUCGGGAGGAAUUAGAAGAAGAGGAGAGGAAACAGAUGGAUAUUGAGGAGGCUAAAUAUCAGGCGCAAAUGAGGAAAGAAGCUAUUGAAAAGGCCAAAACUCAACAGUACUACGAGACUGAUCGUGUGAAAGGAUUUCAUAGUGCACUCUUGCUGACAGAGGUCCUGAAGGAAAGAGAGGCCCAGAUAGAACUGAAGCAGAGAAAGCAGGAUACCUCCAAAGAUGUGGACAAGAAAAUCAUGGCUAUCAGUAAGCGUAGAGAGGAAGAAGCCUUGCAAAAGGAGCAGCAGAAAGCUUUGCAGAGGAAGCUUGACAGCCAGGCCACAGCAGAGGACUUAAAACAGCAGGCAAAGGAACAUGAGAUGGAUAGAGAACGGGAGAAGCUGGAAGACAAGAAAGAGGCAGAGGAACUCCAGCGACUAAAAGAUAUGUUUCUGUGGGAGCAAGGCAUGCAGGAGCAAAAGAAAGAGGAGCAGAAGAGAAACAUCAUGAAAGCUCACAUGGAGCAUCUCUCUAACAGAGAUAUCAUUAGAGCAAUAGAGGCACAAAAGCAAGAGAUGGAGGAGGAGCGCACGGGGCUUUUUGCAAAUGCAAAACAGAAAAUGGUGAAGUUGAGGAAAGACAAAGAGGAAGAGCUGUUCAGAGAGGUCCAAAUGCACAGGGAGAGGAUCAUGAAUAAACUGGCUGCACAACAGCAGGAGCAGACGGACAAUGAGGAACUCAUCGCCAAGGCUAUUGCUCAACGGGAUGCCAGACAGGCACAGCAGCAGAAGGAGAAAGAUGACAAGAGGAUGGCUAUGCUGGACUCCAUUGCCUCACACAGAGAAGCCAUGAAACAAGAACAGGAGCAGAAGGAUAGAGAACACCACGAGAAAGCCCUUGACAUGCUUUAUGCCAAGAAAGAAGCGGACAGAAUAUUUAUUGAAAAACAACACCUGAAGGCACAGAAAAUGAAAGAGGAUGGAAGAACUUUACAAGACGUCUACAUUCAUCAAAUGGCUGAAAAACGUGCCAAGGAACAGCACAUAAGAAAACAACAACAGGACUUCGAGACCAAAAAUGCAGAGCUCAUUGCUGUGGAGGAGAAGCAGUUCCAGCAGUAUGCAAAGAAUGUGAUCGAUACAGCCACUGAGGCCAAGAGAAAUACUUACCCACUCCGCAAAGCUGCCAGGGAGGGAAUUGGAGGUGGUCUUGGCCCCAUCUUUGGAGGAGUGAGACCAAGUUACUUGGUUCAAGAUAACACUGGUGUCCAGAUGCCCAAUUACGUCGGCAGUAGAUCUCAGGACGUCAAAGAGCUGAAUGAGACAUGUGAUAUUCAGCAUUCCAAGAAAAGACUUGGAUUCACAUGGUAAACAUCUGUUGAAAAGAGCAACAUGGUCAGGUAAAGCAUGAUUAGAAAAACAAUAAACCAAUGGAAUUCAUUAUAAUUUCCUAAGCAUUAAUGAUA